Molecule: messenger RNA, 1053 nt
Organism: Anoplophora glabripennis (Asian longhorned beetle)
Lineage: Eukaryota; Metazoa; Arthropoda; Insecta; Coleoptera; Cerambycidae
Gene: mRpL19
Product: 39S ribosomal protein L19, mitochondrial
Exons: 6
Coding region: 132-1004 (290 amino acids)
Biological process (GO): translation
Cellular component (GO): ribosome; mitochondrial large ribosomal subunit
Molecular function (GO): structural constituent of ribosome
Source: RefSeq, a predicted model, not a curated record
UAAAAAAAAAUAACCUAGAAAUAGUAGAACUAGUAGAAGUUGAAAGCUCUAAGCUAGAAUUUAUUUGGAAUGUGAAUUUAUGUUUAUCAUUAACAAUAUUUUGUUGUUGUGUUUGAUUAGUGGUUAAAAAUAUGUUACCAAUCUUUACAAGAAAUUCCGUCAGUAAGAUUUCAAAAUCAUGCAAAGUUUUGAGGUUCUCUAGUGCAGUACCAAAAACCGAAAAUGAGCUGAGUCGAUUGAAAAGAGAAAAAUUAAAAAAGGAAAUUUCGGAAUUUCGAUAUGUAUAUCCCGAAUUUUUACCAGAUCCAAAAGUUGAGUUUAGGAAUCAAAUUAGAGAAAAACUGGAAAGAAGUGAUAUGAUAGCCAGAAGGACUCAGGUUGAUAUUCCAGAAUUUUAUGUUGGUUCUAUAUUAGCAGUUACAUCUUCAGAUAAACAUAACCCAGGAAAAUCUCAUCGCUUUGUUGGAAUUUGUAUAUAUCGUGGUGGUUGUGGACUUAGAGCAAACUUUAUCUUACGAAAUGUUAUAGACCACCAGGGAAUAGAAGUUAUGUAUGAAAUGUACGAUCCUUCACUACAGAAAGUUGAAAUUUUAAGAUUAGAAAAACGUUUAGACGAUGAAUUAUUCUAUUUAAGGGAUGCUUUACCAGAGUAUAGUACUUUUGAUCCCAAUAUGGAAGCAGAACUUAUACCAGAAGGAUCUUUAGUACCAGUAAAUCCUAUCAAAGUGAAACUUAAGCCUAAACCAUGGCUGGAAAGGUGGGAAAGGAAAAAUUUGCAAGGGGUACAGGAUUUGGAGUUACCUGAGAAAUUCUAUAAAAGAGCUGCUGAACUUGCUAAGCCUUGGGAGAAAUAUGACCUUAUGAAAGAAUAUAUGAGGACAAUUCCAGAGGAAGAACAAACAGAAAUAUUUAGUGAAAUUCAGUCGAAAUUACAGAAAUUGGAUGUGGAUAGGAAAAAAUCAAAGAGGAAAAGGGUAUUUGUAAAACCAACUAAACUGGCAUAAUAACGAUCCUUAUAAUUGUCCAAAAAUAAACUGUUAAUAAAGAAGCUAA